CACCCACUCUCCUUCCUGCCCCUCAAAUCGCAUCGCAUUCGCCGACGCGGCACGCCGGCGACGGUGGUUUGGUUUGUUCUGCCUUCCCUCGCACCCCCCUUCCCCUGGCAUCCCAUCCCGCCCGCCCCGAUGAAGAUCACGGCCCUGCUGGUGCUCCGGUCCCCGGGGGACGCCUCCUCCUCCUCCUCGUCGUCUUUGUCGGCGGGAGGAGGGGGCGGCGGCGGCGGGGAGCCGCAGCAGCAGGCGGCGGUGCUGGCGAACGCGUCGGACGUGACCCGCUUCGGCUUCUUCCAGCGGCCCGCCGCGCGCGAGUUCAUCGUCUUCGUCGCCCGCACCGUCGCGCUUCGCACCCGCGCCGGCACCCGCCAGACCGUCCAGCACCAAGAGUACAAGGUGCAUUGCUACAACCAGGGCGGCCUCUGCGCCGUCGCCUUCACCGACGACCACUACCCCGUCCGGAGCGCCUUCUCCCUCCUCGGCAAGGUUCUCGAGGACUACCUCAAGAGUUUCGGAGAGUCGUGGAGGACAGCCAAAGACGACGCCACCCAGCAUUGGCAAUAUCUCGAUGACGCCUUGACAAAAUACCAGGAUCCUGCUGAGGCCGACAAGCUGCUGAAGAUCCAGAGAGACUUAGAUGAAACCAAGAUUAUUCUUCACAAGACCAUCGACAGUGUGUUGCAAAGAGGCGAACGACUGGAUAGCCUAGUAGAGAAGAGUUCUGAUCUAAGCGCCGCUUCACAGAUGUUCUACAAGCAGGCCAAGAGAACGAACUCAUGCUGCACAAUCCUGUGAUAAUCAAGCUCAGCUCCCUAGGGCUGCGGGGCGUCGAUAGCUUGACCAGCAGUGUCGAAAUUUAAGCGCGUCUCCAUCCAUUUUCUCUGCUAUGACCUGAUCCUGAGACGUAGUAGUAGUUGUCAUAAACACCACGAUCGGUAUCGAAAUUUAGGGUUGAACAAAGCUAGCUCAGUGCCACUAGUUCUCAUGUGUGACUCUGUAAAUAAUGCAUAAGUGUGGUCAUUUUCUCGUCUAUAAGAACAAAAUGAAGGCCCAACAUGCUGAUCCAA
This is a messenger RNA of Hordeum vulgare subsp. vulgare (domesticated barley), 1064 nucleotides long. RefSeq names its product VAMP-like protein YKT61. The transcript has 6 exons. Gene Ontology annotation, cellular component: membrane; Golgi apparatus. Gene Ontology annotation, molecular function: SNAP receptor activity. NCBI's taxonomy places the organism in Eukaryota, Viridiplantae, Streptophyta, Magnoliopsida, Poales, Poaceae. The record is from RefSeq and is a predicted model, not a curated record. Gene Ontology annotation, biological process: endoplasmic reticulum to Golgi vesicle-mediated transport. The coding region runs from base 130 to 792 and encodes 220 amino acids.